GCCGCUGCAGAACCCCGCUGAAACUUCUUAUCCCCUUCUCUCUUUCUGACUCUGUUUUCCGACGAAGCCUAAUUAUAAUUCCUUUUCUUCCUUCUUCUUCUGAAACAAGACUUUCAUACCCUUGUUCCCUUCGUCUGUUCCAUUGUUCUGCCAUUUGGUGGCACUAACACAUGCCCCAUGAAGAACAAAACACCGUUAUCAUUGGUUCAGUGUUGAAGCAUACGAAAAUUUUAACAACAGAGAGAACCUUUAUUGACACAAUUGAAUAGGUUUAACCCAAAAUAGAACGACAACACACAAAAAGAAAAGAAAGAAAAUCAAAGUUUGGACUCUGGUUCUUCUUUACCUUUUUCUUCUUCAAUCCCUCAGAAUCUUUGUAAAGAUCUCGUGACCUUGAAAUUGGAAACGAUGUCGUGUUUGUCAGCAAGAACAGGACGACAAAGACAGCGUUAUGAAGGAAAUUUGCGCCUUGUCUCCGGGUGUAUUCCCUAUAGGUGGAUAAAGGACAGCACAGAUCAAACGGGCGAAACAGAGGAAAUGAUAGAAGUACUGAUGGUUUCUUCGCCGAAACGCGAUGAUCUUGUAUUUCCAAAGGGUGGAUGGGAGGAUGAUGAAACUGUUACGGAAGCCGCAUGCCGCGAAGCAUUAGAGGAAGCAGGAGUUAAAGGAAUUCUAAGAGAAGUUCCACUGGGAAUAUGGGAAUUCAGAAGCAAAAGCAACCUUGACUUAUGUUGUACGGAAGGUGGUUGUAAAGGAUACAUGUUUGCCAUGGAGGUUACCGAAGAACUUCACACUUGGCCGGAGCAAAAUAACCGCAGUCGCCAAUGGUUAAACAUAAAGCAGGCAUUUAGUCUGAGCCGGUACGAGUGGAUGUGUAGCGCGCUCGAGGAGUUUCUUAAAGUCAUGGAAGAAGAAAGAAAGCUUGAGAAGCAAGAUGAUGAUAGCAUUGGUUGCCCUUCAAGUCUAGUAGCAGAUGUUUCAGAAUCUCAAAGUAUGGCACCACCUAAGUGCUAUAAAAGAUCCUCUACUAUGCCACACCAUAGUAUGAAUUCUAAGAAAAACAUCUUAUCAUGUGCUUCUUAAGAAUAGCCAUCAACUUUA
This is a messenger RNA of Arachis ipaensis, 1101 nucleotides long. Its product is annotated as nudix hydrolase 13, mitochondrial. Gene Ontology annotation, cellular component: nucleus; cytoplasm. Gene Ontology annotation, molecular function: pyrophosphatase activity. The record is from RefSeq and is a predicted model, not a curated record. Lineage: Eukaryota; Viridiplantae; Streptophyta; Magnoliopsida; Fabales; Fabaceae.